Entamoeba nuttalli P19 is the source of this 2196-nucleotide messenger RNA. RefSeq names its product protein kinase, putative. Bases 1 to 2196 code for a protein of 731 amino acids. Gene Ontology annotation, biological process: protein phosphorylation. Gene Ontology annotation, molecular function: protein binding; protein tyrosine kinase activity; ATP binding. The transcript has a single exon. The record is from RefSeq and is a predicted model, not a curated record. Lineage: Eukaryota; Evosea; Mastigamoebida; Endamoebidae.
AUGAGUAAACUGAACUCAAAAUAUCAAUACAUUACUCUUUUUGAAAUGCCUGAAAUCAAAACUGUUAUUGAAGCACCAAAUGAUAAUAAUUCACCACCUAUUGGAAUAUAUGGACAUAGUACAUGUUAUGGAGAUUGUAAAAUGUAUGUUUAUGGAGGAUGGAUAGAUUCAGAAAAGAAGUAUAAUAGUUGUUUGUAUAUUUUUGAUUUCGAAUCAUUAAAAUGGAAAAAAGUAAAGUUAGAUAUACAAUUUGAACGAGCAUAUCAUACAGCAACUUAUUACAAAAAAAAAAUUUAUUUAGUUGGUGGGUUACAAUAUGAAGAAAUUAUGAAAGGAAUUGAUGUUAUUGAUACAGAAAAUUAUUCAAUUGAAAAACUUAAAAUAGUACUUGGUGAAGUUCCUGGAAAAUACUUUCAUUCUACUGUGUUAUAUAAAGGGGCAUUAUACAUUUAUGGUGGAAGAACAAACUCAAAGAAAAGUAAUGACGUUGAAGUAUUUUCAAAAGAUUUUAUUAAAUUUGAUAUUGAUAGUUCUUCUUCUUUUAUUCUUGGAGGUAAAGAUGAAGACUUAUAUAGAGAAAAACAUGGAUGUUUUAUUACAAGUGGUGGGAAUAUGUAUAUUAUUGGUGGAUAUACUACUAAAGGAGAGUCGGUUAAAAUUAGUAGAUUUAACAUUGACACACAAAGAUGGUUUGAAUGUAGUAAUUUUGAUUGUCCAAAGAAUGAAUUACGUUUUGGAUAUUUCAAAAAUGAAGAUGUAGCAAUUUCUGUUUAUGGAAAUAAAGGAGAAGAACCUAUGGAUGAUAUUUAUUAUUAUGAUGUUCAUGGAAUGGGAAGUGAAAAAAUGAUAAAAGGAAAUAUUAAAAAUAGUCUUAUGGAACAAAAAACAUGGGGAAAUACAUUAAUACCAUUUUCAUUUAGAAAUGGAGGGUCAUUUUUUAUUAUUAUUGGAGGAGAAAAAAGUACAAAACCAAUGAUUGUUUGUAGUAUUGAAAAUAAAAAUAUGAAAUGGGAAGACCUUAAAAAAGUUGUUGAAGAAGAAAAAUUAAGUAUUCCACAACAAAAAAUAAUUGUUAAUGAAGAAUUAUAUUACUUUUUAAAGAAAAAUAAUUUAACUCAUUUAAUAGAAAAACUUCUUGAAGCAAAAAUUAAUGAUUAUAAUACUCUUCAUUCUAGUUCUACUGCUUUAUUAAUUAAAGCUGGAAUUAAGAAAGGGUAUGCUAUACAAUUAUCAGCAGCUAUUGCUAAAGAAGAUGGAUUAUCUUCUUCUAAAUUACAUGGAAAAUAUGAAUAUCUUACAGAUUGUGAAGUGGGUGAAAAAUUAGGAAAUGGAGCAUUUGGAGUUGUUUGUAAAGGAAUGUGGCUUGGAACUACUCCUGUUGCAAUGAAAGCAGUUAAUGGAGCAUUAGACAAACCAGAAAAAUUAAUUGAAUUAGAAAAAGAAGCAACUAUUACACAAUUAAUGAAACAUCCAAACUUAAUAACUAUGUAUGGUUUAUAUAAAGAGAAAGAUACAAUUUUCAUGAUUCUUGAUUUAGCUGAAGGUUCAUUAGAUAAAUUAAUGAGUCGUGAAAAUCCAAAAAAUGAACGUGCAAAUAUAACAUUUAAAAAACAAAUUAAAAUGGCUAUUGAUUGUGCAUCUGGAAUGGCUUAUUUAGAGUCAUUAAGAAUUGUUCAUAGAGACCUUGCAUUAAGAAAUUUAUUAUAUAUUCAUGAUGAUAAAGGAGGUUAUAUCACUAAAAUUGCUGAUUUAGGACUAUCACGUCAAACAGCUGAUGGUAAUUAUACAACUCAAUCAAAAAUAUUUCCUAAACGUUGGACGGCUCCAGAAGCUGGUGAUCCUAAUUCUCCAUCAUAUCUUCAAUUUAAUACAAAAAGUGAUGUAUGGUCUUAUGGUGUUGUUUUCUGGGAAAUUUUAACAAAAGGAAUUAUUCCAUAUUCUUCUAUCUCUAAAGCCCAAGACGCUCUUGAUGCAGUCAUUAAAGGACUUCGUUUAGAAAAACCAACUAUUCUUGAAGAAAAUGGAAGCGUUGGGGAUAAAGUUUGGGAAGUUAUUACAAGUUGUUUUAAUAGCCCAGACAAACGUCCACGAUUUAGAGAUUGUUUUAAAUCACUCACCGAAAUUUAUGACUCACUUCAAGAGGAAGUUAUUCUUCCACCACCACAAGAAGAAUCUGAUGAUGGAGGAUAUGAAUAA